Molecule: messenger RNA, 750 nt
Organism: Fusarium vanettenii 77-13-4
Lineage: Eukaryota; Fungi; Ascomycota; Sordariomycetes; Hypocreales; Nectriaceae
Product: 60S ribosomal protein L11
Exons: 3
Coding region: 24-545 (173 amino acids)
Biological process (GO): translation
Cellular component (GO): ribosome; cytosolic large ribosomal subunit
Molecular function (GO): RNA binding; structural constituent of ribosome
Source: RefSeq, a predicted model, not a curated record
GGUCCGACUAAUCAACCGCAGCAAUGGCGUCCGAGAAGACCAGCAACCCCAUGCGGGAGCUCAAGAUUCAGAAGCUCGUUCUGAACAUCUCCGUCGGCGAGUCUGGUGACAGACUUACCCGUGCCGCCAAGGUGCUCGAGCAGCUUUCUGGUCAGACCCCCGUCUACAGCAAGGCCCGCUACACCGUCCGUACCUUCGGUAUCCGACGUAACGAAAAGAUUGCUGUCCACGUCACCGUCCGAGGCCCCAAGGCCGAGGAGAUUCUCGAGCGUGGCCUCAAGGUCAAGGAGUACGAGCUCCGCAAGCGCAACUUCUCCGAGACCGGCAACUUCGGCUUCGGUAUCAGCGAGCACAUCGAUCUUGGUAUCAAGUACGACCCCUCGAUCGGUAUCUACGGCAUGGACUUCUACUGCUGCAUGACCCGACCUGGUGAGCGCGUCACCCGCCGACGACGCACCAAGAGCCGCAUCGGUGCCGGCCACCGCAUCAAGCGCGACGAGACCGUCAAGUGGUUCAAGUCUCGCUUCGACGGUAUUGUCCGAUAAAUGGAUUGAAUGGUUUAUUUGUCUUUAACGGAAUGGUCACGGCGAAUAUUGAGGGGGAAAAUCACAUGGGGCAUGUAUUUUGUUGCCUUUUGCUGCUGCAUCAGCUCGACCGAAUUCAGUCGAGCCACGGCCUGAGAGACCGACCGGCACUCUGCCGGCUUUCCGAUAUUCACUCUGAAUGUGACAUAUGCCAUCAUUCUUGCCA